Messenger RNA from Closterium sp. Yama58-4, 1623 nucleotides. The record is from the annotation of a GenBank genome assembly. Lineage: Eukaryota; Viridiplantae; Streptophyta; Zygnematophyceae; Desmidiales; Closteriaceae.
AUGGAGUGCAAAACCGCCGCGCGCCCCGAGCGCGCGGUGGGCAGAAAGCCGCCAUGCGCCGCGAGCGCGUGGCAGAAGAAGAAGAAGAAGAAGAAGAAGAAGAAGAAGAAGAAGAAGAAGAAGAAGAAGAAGAAGAAGAAGAAGAAGAAGAAGAAGAAGAAGAAGAAGAAGAAGAAGAAGAAGAAGAAGAAGAAGAAGAAGAAGAAGAAGAAGAAGAAGAAGAAGAAAGAAGAAGAAGAAGAAGAAGAAGAAGAAGAAGAAGAAGAAGAAGAAGAAGAAGAAGAAGAAGAAGAAGAAGAAGAAGAAGAAAAAUGCCAGGACAGCAGGACAGCAGCGGAAGCAGGCGGGCCCACAUGCCAGGAGCGAAACAGCUCUGAUAGCAUGUCGAAACAGCAUGCAGAAACCGACGUGUUCGUGCUGCUGCUGCACGCGGUGUGCUUCUCGUCGCCGCGUCGUCUCGUGGCGGGACACGUGUGGCCUUCCAAUGCGGAGGGCAUCCGCCGCGAGAUGGCCGUCAAGGCGCCUGCCACAUGCCCCGCCAGCGUGGUGGACAGCGGCGGCUUCCCCUUUUGCAAGUGCCUGAGCGGGCAGGCCAUCAUCAACGGCGCAUGCUUCGGCGGCAUGAUGAGCUGGAAGACGGUCGGCACGAGCGUGGUGCUCUACAACGCCGCCUCCUUCGCCAACUCGCCUGCCCCGCUCGCACCAGCCGUGCUACGCGCGCUAGCACCAAACACCUCAGCCUGUACUGUCGUCCCGAAAGGGUUCAACGGCACGGUGGGGUCGCUGCGCAUCAUGUGGAACGUGAAUGACGGCGCGCCUGAGCACCUGGUGUGCGGCAAGGUGGUGAUCUGGGACAAGUCCGACUGCUCGGGUUCUUCAUCGGUGUUUGAGAUUCCCGGCAAGUGGACCGCAGCGAAUUUGUGCCAGGUCAAGCAGUGCGGCAAGGGUGGCUUCUGUGUGAUUCUAUCGAACGGUCAGCCAUACUGUGAUUGCAAGGAUGGCUACGAGCAGGAGUUUGUAACUGGCUCAUGCAUUGGAGAGGGCCAGUACAAGGACUGCCUUCAGGAUACCUUUGGCAUGUUUGAUGCACCGUACCCUUACUGCCCACCGGGCUUCAACCAGCACUCUGGUGCUUGCCUGCCAGGAGUCCUUCCCAACGUGGCAGACGUGGCCAGCAGCAUCUACAGCAUGCCUGCCCUCGGCGGCACGGACCCGCCCUACCUCUUCUGCCUCAAGCCCAACAAUUGCGUCACCAUCCUGCCGGCCAUCAUCGCCAGCAGCAAGUCCGUUGGCAUGGUGUUUCGUGCGCCGGGGAUGAACGUGAGGUGCGCGACGAUCACCAUCUACGAUGAGCUCUUCUGCAAGGGCAACGCAAUGAGCUCCGACGUGCCCUCUGGCAAUGACAUUUAUGACGGCAGCAUUCUGAACAAUGGGCUGUGGAAGCCCUUGUCUGUUCAGUGCUUUCUGUGGGCUUUCUUCGCUAGGAGCUUCCUUCUUCCCCUCCCUGUUCCCUUCCCUCCCUUCUCUUCUCCCCCUUUUCCCUUCUUGCGGUUCCACUCUCCGUCGUCUCUGUCUGUCCUUACUCUUCCCUUCCUGUUGAUUAAAGGACGGUACCUAGCAUAG